This is a messenger RNA of Cyprinodon variegatus (sheepshead minnow), 1299 nucleotides long. It is a transcript of the gene kri1, whose product is annotated as KRI1 homolog. Bases 102 to 1274 code for a protein of 390 amino acids. Lineage: Eukaryota; Metazoa; Chordata; Actinopteri; Cyprinodontiformes; Cyprinodontidae. Gene Ontology annotation, biological process: endonucleolytic cleavage in ITS1 to separate SSU-rRNA from 5.8S rRNA and LSU-rRNA from tricistronic rRNA transcript (SSU-rRNA, 5.8S rRNA, LSU-rRNA). The transcript has 11 exons. Gene Ontology annotation, cellular component: 90S preribosome; nucleolus. The record is from RefSeq and is a predicted model, not a curated record.
UAUCCCCACCGGAAGCAGCGUGGUUCUACUAGUAACGUGCUUGUUUUCCCAGCAGUAACGGCUUUUCUUCCUUAAUGUCUGCAACACAUUUUCAAUAAAACAUGCCGGGCGGGUCGGAAUUUAAAAUUAACCCCAAGUUUGCACAGAAAUAUGAUAAAUACCGACAGAAAGAGGAGCUGCAGAAACUAAAGGACCGUUUCGGAGACCGAGGCGAUGACAGCGACUCUAAUUCAUCUGAAUCCAGCUCUGAUGACAGUGAAGUGGAGUUGGACCCUGCUGUGGAGAGGGACUUUUACCGAACCCUGUCCCUGCUGAAGAAGAGAGACCCGAAGAUCUAUGAGAAAGAUGCCAAGUUUUACUCAGAAGAUGCAUCCCAAGAUGAGGAAACUCCCUCCACAUCCAAACAAGCCAGAGUGAAGCCCAUGUAUCUGAAGGACUAUGAGCGGAAAGUCAUUCUGGAAAAAGAGGGCAAAUAUGAAGAUGAUGAGGACAGCGACGAUGAGGAAGCAGCCAAACGAAGAGAGAGGGCAGCCUCGCCAAGCUACAUCCAGGAGCAGAAGGAGAUCAAAGAGAGCUUCCGGAAGCUGGUUCAGGACAGCGACGAUGAGGGUGGCGAGGAAGGAGGAGCGUCAGAGCUGCUAACCAGGAGGAUCAAAACGCAAGCAGAGAAGGACAAAGAAGAGGCGGAUUAUUUGGAGUGGCUCAAAGGCCAAGCGGAGCUGGAGGGUCCGGAGGAGGUGAAGGACAUGAAAUACUUGCGGGAUUACUGGAAUGACCCGGAGCUGGACGAGAAGGAGCGAUUCCUUAGAGAUUAUGUGCUUAAUAAAGGCUACCUGGAUGAGGAAGAGGACGAUGAUGAACGGAUCCCAACGUACGACGAGGUGGUCCAGGACGAUGUGGAGGAUUCGGAAGAGGAGGGCGAGAGUUUCCUGGAGCGUCAGGAGGACUUUGAGAGGAGCUACAACUUCCGCUUUGAGGAACCCGGCUCCACGCAGAUAAAGACUUACCCCCGAAACGUCGCCACGUCAGUCCGCACCAAGGAUGACCGCAGGAAACGCAAGAGGGAGGAAGUGAAGGAAAGGAAGCAAAAGGAGAAAGAGCAGAAACGGGAGCAGCUGAAGCAGCUGAAGAACCUGAAGAGGAACGAGAUCAUGGAGAAGCUGAAGAAGCUCCAGGAGCUGACGGGGAACGAGCAGCUGGCUUUCAGUCAGGCUGACCUCGAAGGGGAGUUUGACCCAAAACAGCACGACCAGCUCAUGCAGGUCAGGAGAUAACACUGAACGCACAAACAACCCUUUA